UGGCUGCUGAGUUGUUUUGAUUCAUAGUUGCAGGGAUUUUGCAGGUUGUUUUUAGCUUGUGUUUCAUCAUGACAGGAGGAUCUUUAUUAUCUGUAGACAGUGACUCGUCUUUAUGGAUAUUUGGCUACGGUUCGUUAGUGUGGAAAGUUAAUUUUCCUUAUCGACAAAAAGUCGUUGGUUUCGUCAAGGGUUUCGUGAGGCGUUUUUACCAAGGAAGCUGUGACCACAGAGGAAUCCCUGGCAAGCCGGGACGAGUGGCAACGCUUGUGGAAGAAGAMCAGGGCAUAGUAUGGGGUGUGGCAUAUGAGGUUGAGCCAGCCGAGAUACCAAAUGUAUUAAUGUACCUUGAUAUCAGAGAAAAAGAUGGAUAUAAAGCUUGUUAUACAAUGCUGAACACUAUUAAUCACCCUGAACCAUCCAUUAAAGUGAUGUUAUACAUUGCAACACCUGAUAAUACAUUCUUUCUUGGCCCGGCACCAGUUAAGGACAUGGCAAAACAGAUUAUAACAGCUGAGGGACCAAGCGGAAAGAAUUCUGAAUAUUUACUCAAUCUUGCUUCUUUUAUGCAUGGUUUGGAUAAACAUGGAGUCUGUGUAGAAGACGACCAUUUGUUUGAGCUGGAGAAACUGGUUAAACUUAAUAGCACCCAAUAAUAUCAGCUCUUUGGAAACCCAGUUCCAUCAAACUAUUGUUUUACUGUUUUUCUUCCAAGUCCAAAUGUCUGUAGAUAAGGCUGGCCUUAUUYAUGACUGACACUUCACCAGAACAAACAUUGAUUAUUAUAAUAAUAUUUUAUAUUUAAUUCUUUAUUUAUAGUGGAAUUCUCAGCAGUAAUUUUAUUAAUCUAUUUUAACAAUCUAUUUUAACAAUGUUUUAAAUUUUAACUUUUGCAUAUUUAAAACUUUUGUAAGGUCUACAAAAACUGUACAUAAAACCAGUAGACUAGCAGACUUGCGUGAUGAAUCAUAUCUUAUUAGGAAUAUUAAUCGCUGCAUUCAUAACUUGAUUUAUCACCCAUAUCACAGACAGAACAAUAGAGGUCUGUUAACAGAUAGAAAAAGUGGUCAUUUGCUGUCCAACUUCAGGAAGGUUAGUGCUCAUAUUAGCCAUACUGGUCAUAUUAGCCAAGCUGUCUGUAAUUAGUCUACUUUAUAGUGGGUGCUUAUUGCUGAGUUAUUUUUCAAGGAAUCAGUUAGGUUCUAUUUGUAUUCGCCUGGGUUUAUGGCCAUUUGGUUGGCAAAUCUAAUCACAAAAAUUUUGAAAUAACAUUUGCACAACGCUACUCAUUUCAUAUAGUUAUACUGAAACUUUAAAAGACAACCUCGAAAUCAAGAAGGGUGCCCAUAUUUAUCAGGACUGUGACGUCAUUUAUCACGUGAUAUUUCUAUAAUGCAGUCUGAAUAAGCGCUCAAAGAGCGUCUAGUUAAGGAAUCAGCCAGUGGUUGCUUAAUCGGGUUGUCGUAAGGCUUCCGGUGACCUGAUGAUCGCUUAGUUGGUAGUGUGGAGUACGGUCAAGCAGGAUUUUAAUAACACUUAUCGGAACAUUUACAAGCUCUUGAUGUUAGUCGGUCCUUAACGCCGCAAUCUCUCAUGUUUGUGUGUUUUAAAUCUAAUUAUCUCGAUGGUAAUAGAAAACACAUUGUCCGUCCUCACACGCAAACUGAAGAUGUUCAGUAGUUUUUUAAACUGUCUUGAUUUCGGCGCUAAUACUAAAGUGAAAUAAAAUAAAAGAAUGUCCAGUAUCUGGACAAUGCGUAAUAAGUGCUUUACUAUCAACAAGUUUUUAUAUCAUAUUAUUAUACACAGUGUAGAUUGAUUAUACCAUAGGGUAAUCUAUCUCAUUGACGCACUUAUUAAAAAUCAACUGGCUACAUUCAAAAA
Molecule: messenger RNA, 1881 nt
Organism: Exaiptasia diaphana
Lineage: Eukaryota; Metazoa; Cnidaria; Anthozoa; Actiniaria; Aiptasiidae
Product: putative glutathione-specific gamma-glutamylcyclotransferase 2
Exons: 3
Coding region: 69-653 (194 amino acids)
Biological process (GO): glutathione catabolic process
Cellular component (GO): cytoplasm
Molecular function (GO): gamma-glutamylcyclotransferase activity; glutathione specific gamma-glutamylcyclotransferase activity
Source: RefSeq, a predicted model, not a curated record